AUGUUCGCUCGGACCUUUUCUCGUGCUGUUCGCAGUUUUUCUACCGGUGCCAAAGUCGCAGUUCUUGGAGCUGCCGGAGGUAUCGGACAGCCUCUUUCCUUGUUGAUGAGCGUGUCCCCAUACGUUCAUGACCUUACCCUGUAUGAUCUUUUCAAUACCCCUGGUGUUGCUACGGAUCUUUCUCAUAUUAACAGUGUCUGCAAUGUGGAAGGCUAUACAGGACAAAGAUCCUUGAAACAAGUCUUGACUGGUGCAGAUGUUGUUCUCAUUGCUGCUGGUCUUUCUCGUAAACCUGGAAUGGUCCGAGAUGAUCUGCUGCUGGUGAACGCUGGUAUCGCAAUGGAACUUGCCAAGGCUUGUGCGACUUACUGUCCUCAGGCUUGUGCUCUUGUAAUUACAAAUCCUGUGAAUUCAACGGUUCCUAUAUUCUCUGAAGUAUAUAAAAAGAUGGGAGUUCAUGAUCCUCGCAAAAUCUUGGGAGUUACCAUCCUGGAUACAUUGCGAGCCUCCACUUUUAUCGGCCGUGAGCUCCACACAAAGGAAAAGAUCGAAGAUAUUCCUAUCGUGGGAGGUCACGCCGGCAAGACGAUUAUUCCCCUUUUCAGUCAGCUUCCCAACAACCAGAUGACGAUGAUUGAUAUUCCUGCGAUUACUCAUCGUAUCCAGUUCGGAGGAGAUGAAGUGGUCGUAGCGAAGGCCGGAAUGGGUUCUGCCACUCUGUCCAUGGCGUACGCUGGAGCCAUCUUCGCUGAGUCUGUGUUGAAGGGACUGAAGGGAGAGGAAGGCAUUGUUGAGCCUGCGUAUGUGGAGCAUGAGGUGUAUGGAUGCCCGUUCUUCGCUAGCCAAGUGGAACUUGGAAAGGACGGAGUGAAGAACUGUCUGCCGAUUCCCAAGACGAUUACAAAUGAGGAGGAAACGAAGAUUAAGGAAGCUAUUCCGAUUAUUCAGAAACAGAUCGCGAAUGGUAUCAAGUAUGUUGAUCAGAACUUCUAAGUGU
Messenger RNA from Blastocystis hominis, 997 nucleotides. Its product is annotated as Malate Dehydrogenase (MDH). The record is from RefSeq and is a predicted model, not a curated record. The transcript is spliced from 2 exons. NCBI's taxonomy places the organism in Eukaryota, Bigyra, Opalinata, Blastocystidae. Gene Ontology annotation, cellular component: cytoplasm. Gene Ontology annotation, biological process: tricarboxylic acid cycle; carboxylic acid metabolic process. Bases 1 to 993 code for a protein of 330 amino acids. Gene Ontology annotation, molecular function: L-malate dehydrogenase (NAD+) activity.